This is a messenger RNA of Anoplophora glabripennis (Asian longhorned beetle), 1399 nucleotides long. Its product is annotated as zinc carboxypeptidase-like. The record is from RefSeq and is a predicted model, not a curated record. The coding region runs from base 102 to 1349 and encodes 415 amino acids. Gene Ontology annotation, molecular function: zinc ion binding; metallocarboxypeptidase activity. Gene Ontology annotation, biological process: proteolysis. The transcript is spliced from 7 exons. NCBI's taxonomy places the organism in Eukaryota, Metazoa, Arthropoda, Insecta, Coleoptera, Cerambycidae.
AUCAUAUACAGGUCUAACUCCAGUCCUGGAUUCCAAUAUAUAAACGUGUCACGUAAAGACCAGAUUGCAGUGCUAUUGGAAACUUCAUUUUACGAAGAAAGAUGAAGUUCCUUUUGGCCCUUCUCGCUUUGGCUGUAAGCCUUUCUGUGGCUGAAAAACUCAGAUUCGACAAUUUCAGAGUCUACAGACUGAUUCCUAACGAUGAGGAGACCCUCAACAUCCUUAAACAAUUCGAGGAUACAGAAGAACUUUCUGAAUACAAUUUUUGGAGUCCUCCCCUCAAAGUAGGUGGAGAAGUAGAUCUUAUGGUACCUCCUUAUCGGUUUGACGAGAUAGAAAAUAUGGCGAAAAGCAGAGGGAUGAAUGCUAGUGUAUUCAUAGAGGACGUACAAGAACUCAUCGACAAUGAAGGUCUCAGAUCGCAAUCUAGAGCUGGAAGCUUCGGUUGGACUAGCUAUCACACUCUUGCAGAGUACAACAACUUUCUCAGAUCCUUAGCCACAAGGUUCCCUAAUACUGUAACACUUCUUCGAGGUGGCGUUUCCCAUGAAGGACGUGAAAUUCUUGGAGUUAAAGUAUCCUUCAGUCCCGCCAACCAAAAUAAUGCCGUCUUUUUGGAAUCAUUAAUACACGCAAGAGAAUGGAUUGCUGGCGCAGUCAACACUUAUAUUCUAAAUGAAAUCGUGACAAGUACCGACCCUGCUUUCCGUAGAUUUGCUGAGAGGUACGAUUGGUACGUUUUCCCCGUUUUCAACCCCGAUGGAUUUUCAUUCUCCCACACCAAUAACCGCAUGUGGCGUAAAACUAGGGUGCCAUAUACAUUAUGCUUCGGUGCCGAUCCAAACCGUAACUGGGCGUAUUUCUGGAACAGUGGCGGUGCCAGUGCCUUGCCAUGCGCGGAAACUUACCGUGGCCCAAGGGCUUUCUCAGAACCCAGCACCAGAUCUUUGUCUGAAUUCAUUUCCAGCAUCGGUCACAGACUUGUAGCAUACAUCAGCUUCCACUCGUUCUCCCAGAUGCUGCUUAUCCCUUACGGACACACCAGGGCGCAUUUGGAUAAUUACGAUUUGACACGCGCAAUCGGACUCAGAGCAGCUGCAUCUCUGGCUAGGCGUUAUGGAACGCAAUAUGUCGUUGGGAAUAUUGCCGAAACUAUUUAUAUUGCUAGUGGAGGAAGUAUGGACUGGGUAAAAGGUACAUUCGGGACUCCAAUUGCAUACACUUAUGAGCUCCGUGACCGAGGCAGUUUUGGUUUUCUCCUUCCUGCUGCGCAGAUUAUUCCUUCUGCGUUAGAAACAUUGGAUUCUUUGGUGACCAUCCUCGAUGAAUACGAAAGAAGUAAACAAUAAAUAAGCUUACCUGUAAUUAAGUUUAUUAAUAAAGAGGUUUUGCAACAUUA